AACAUUUGGUUUUUAGUUGUGUUUAUUUACUUAAUCUUCAAAUUUUCUAUAUAUAUACAUGUAUGUAUCACUAUUAUUAAACUCAAAUUUAAGUGCAUAAAUUAUUUAAAUGAUAAAAAAAAUAGAAAAUUAUACUAUUUUUUGAUGAAAUUAAAAUCCCAUUCAGACAUAGAGUAUUUAUCUUUAAUUUAUGUAACAUUAAUAAUCUUAAGAAAAAUAUAACUUUCAAAUUUAUCUGUUGUAAAUUUUUUAAUACUUUAUUUGUAGUAAUAUAAGAUUCAUUAAGAUACAUUUAACACGUGGAAUGAUCAAUUUAAAUUUUCAGUUGAAAUAGUAAUUUAAAUAUAUCAUUUGAAUAUGUUUUUGCUAUAAUAUACUGUUUAGUGUUUACAUUUCAUUAUCACCUUAAAAUGCCUUUAAACUGUCCUUAGUGUAUUUAGAAUAUUACAGAAAGUAGUAUCUUUUGCAUGCUUUUAUUAAUAAAGUUUUACUAUAUAAUUGCAUAUUCAAUUAAAAUUGAAAAAUGUUUAAGAAAAAGAAAACACAAGAUGAUAAUAAUGCGACAUAUUUUAUUGGAGGUACUGCAGUAGGAAUGGCUGCUGGCCUGUUACUUGGAAAAGUACUUUCAAGAACAUCAAUUGUAAGAACUCAAAAUUUUGAACUUGAAGCUCCUGUCAAAAAAAGUACAAAUAAGGAUGAUAAAGAACAGUAUAAAGAAGAUCCAACACCCACAACUUCUUUUGAGGCAAUGAAUAGUGAUUUCAAGAAUAAUAUUAAUGAUUUAGCUGUAGAGAAAAAGUACAACAAAAAUCUACAAAAAGUACUUUACAAUAAUAACAAUUGCAUGUUACAUAAUAUAAGUGUGGAAGAUAAUAUUGGAUAUAACUCAUCUAGCAAAAUCUACUUAGAAGAUUGUAAAAAAGAAAAGAAAGAUAGCAUCUGGCAAUUUUCUGAAUCUAGUAGCGUCAAAAGAGAACCAUUCUAUACUGAUGAACUAGAAUGUAAUGCAGAAUAUGAUACAAGAGAUAAAGAUUAUUCAGAAACAACAAAUACUAAAAAUUCUAGUAAUUCAAAUAAAAAAAAUACAUCGAGGCAAGUAACCAUUCAUAAAAAUAUAGAAUUAUCAGAAACAUUUAAUAACUUGUCUAAUGAUUUUUAUAAUAAUAAUAAUACUAUUUACGAAAAUCUGCCAAACAUAAAACCUUCUAUGAUUAAUCUGAAUAUAUUACCAAGUUAUUUAGUAAAUGCUAGUAGUAUGGCCACAUGUAAUGAUACAUUUUUACAGUUUGAAGAUGAAGAAGAUGAUAAAAUUGUUAGUUUCAAAUCCUUUGAUGAAUUUAAUGAAAUUGAUGUACUCUCGUCUACGAAACAAAAUUAUUUAGAAAAUAGAGUGAUGCCGGUUCAUCAGAUCAAUGUUAAUCCGCCUGACUGGCAACCACCUCUGUCACUUGGUCCUUCCAAUAAUAAUAGCCCUGCUGGUGGUGAAGGUUUACCAGAAUGGACACCAAGAAUAUGUCACUGUGAAGGGGAAGAAGGUGCUCCUCUUUUAGCACCUUGCUACUGCAGUGGCAGUUUACGUUAUGUACAUCAAGCUUGUCUUCAGCAAUGGAUAAAAGCUUCGGACACACGUGCUUGUGAAUUAUGUAAAUUCACAUUUAUUAUGCAUGCUAAAACAAAGCCAUUUUGUGAGUGGGAAAAACUUGAAAUGUCUGCUCUAGAAGUUCGCAAAUUAUGGUGUACAGUUGCUUUCCAUGCAGUAGCUGCACUUUGUGUGGCUUGGUCUUUAUACGUACUUGUUGAACGAUCUGUAGAAGAAGCUCGACGUGGAUACGUAGACUGGUCUUUCUGGACUAAACUAAUAGUUGUUGUAAUUGGUUCUACAGGAGGCUUAGUUUUUAUGUACAUUCAAUGCAAAUCGUACAUUACACUAUGCAGAAAAUGGCGAGCAUUCAACAGAGUAAUAUUUAUUCAAAAUGCUCCUGAGAAAGUGGUGCUUCCUCCCUCACCUACAGAUUCUUUGAGAGAAGUAACAUUACCUUUAAAGGAUCCAACUGCCUCUAUGCCUGAGCUCAAUCAUACUUAUUACCCUAUUUCUAAAAUUUCAGCACUAAUCCAAGAUCAUAUCGGUAUAAUAAUGGCGGACAAUGAUGCUUUGGAUUAUGAAGAUGAGGAACAACCGAACAAGUAGUCGAUGGAAGCGGGGACAUACCUGCUAAGAAAGAAUAAGGGGACAUAUGUAUCUAUUCACAGUAGUGGAUUUAGGGAUUUUCUGUCUGAAACCUGAAUAUUACGUGCAAUUGUUGACUGUGGUUUUGAACAUCCUUCUGAAGUACAGCAUGAAUAUCCUCAAGCAGUGCUUGGCAUGGAUAUAUUAUGUCAAGCAAAUGGUAUGGGAAAAAACAGCUGUAUUGUAUUAGCAACACUGCAACAAUUAGAGUUAACUGAAAAUCAAGUUUAUGUUCUUGUAAUGUGCCACACGGCGAGAACUUGCUUUCAAAUGCAGGAAUAUGAAAGAUUUAGCAAGUACAUGCCUCAUGUAAAGGUUGGAGUAUUCUUUGGUGGCUUGCCAAUUCAAAAAGACGAAGAAGUAUUAAAGAACACAUGCCCUCAUAUUGUUGUGGGUACACCAGGUCGUAUCCUCGCUCUCGUACGAAAUAAAAUUAACCUAAAGCAUUUGAAACACUUGAUUCUUGACGAGUGUGAUAAAUGCUUGAAUUGUUUAGACAUGCGUAGAGAUGUACAGGAAAUAUUUAGAAGCACUCCACACGGCAAGCAAGUCAUGCUGUUCAGCGCUACAUUGUCCAAGGAGAUACGUCCUGUCUGCAAAAAAUUUAUGCAAGAUCCCAUGGAAGUCUAUGUGGACGAUGAAGCGAAGCUCACAUUACAUGGUCUACAACAGCAUUAUGUGAAACUAAAAGAAAAUGAAAAGAACAAGAAGCUAUUUGAAUUACUUGAUGUUCUUGAAUUUAAUCAGGUUUGCCUAGAGAGAUAUAGAUUACACUAUAUUAUUAUUACAUUUUCAUUUGAAAGUUUCAAUAAUAUAUUAGCUACUGCAAUUUUCUCCUUUAUGUUAUAUUAUUCUAUAGGUGUUAUCUUUGUAAAAUCUGUACAAAGGUGUAUGGCUGUGGCACAACUAUUGACCGAACAAAAUUUUCCCGCCAUUGGUAUUCAUAGAGGAAUGACUCAAGAAGAACGAUUAUCGAGAUACCAGCAGUUCAAAGAUUUUCAAAAAAGAAUUCUUGUAGCUACAAAUUUGUUCGGACGUGGCAUGGAUAUCGAACGUGUAAAUAUAGUAUUCAAUUAUGAUAUGCCAGAAGAUUCGGACACAUACUUACAUCGUGUAGCUAGAGCUGGUCGUUUUGGUACUAAGGGUCUUGCAAUUACAUUAGUCAGUGAUGAAAGUGACGCUAAAAUAUUAAAUGACGUACAAGAACGAUUUGAUGUUAAUAUCACAGAAUUACCGGAUGAAAUAGAUUUAGCUUCAUAUAUUGAAGGACGAUAAAUAUAAUUCCAUUUCCGAAACAUAAGUUAUGAAUUUCAUUCAAGUACACGAACUGUAACACUCCACUGAUCAUUGUGCAUCCGCAUUAAAUAUAAGUCAUAUUUUGUAUCAAUUUACACAACUUCUUUUCCAUUGAUCUGACAAACUUCAAAAAUAAGUGACGUAAUAGAAUUAUUAUAGCUGAAUUAUUAUUCUUUUAAUAAAUAAUUCAUGUUAUCACUGUAUAAUAAUAUUUAAUUUUUACUCCACGUUUAGUCGCUAAAACUGGUGUGUAUAAAUAGCAUUAAGAAAUUAGAUUUUACGCGUGUCUUCACUUAUAUGUAAAUGAAAUAAAUUUUUUCUUUUAUAGAUAAUAACUAA
Messenger RNA from Osmia bicornis bicornis, 3862 nucleotides. RefSeq lists its product as uncharacterized. Gene Ontology annotation, biological process: mRNA export from nucleus; mRNA splicing, via spliceosome. The record is from RefSeq and is a predicted model, not a curated record. Gene Ontology annotation, molecular function: RNA binding; RNA helicase activity; ATP binding. NCBI's taxonomy places the organism in Eukaryota, Metazoa, Arthropoda, Insecta, Hymenoptera, Megachilidae.